This is a messenger RNA of Gymnogyps californianus (California condor), 1074 nucleotides long. RefSeq names its product 6-phosphogluconolactonase (gene PGLS). NCBI's taxonomy places the organism in Eukaryota, Metazoa, Chordata, Aves, Accipitriformes, Cathartidae. Gene Ontology annotation, molecular function: 6-phosphogluconolactonase activity. The record is from RefSeq and is a predicted model, not a curated record. Gene Ontology annotation, biological process: carbohydrate metabolic process; pentose-phosphate shunt.
AUGGCCGACCCCGCGUCCCGCCGCGUCUCGGUGUUUCCCUCGCCGCAGGAGCUGGGCCCGGCCCUGGCGCAGCUGGUGGCGGAGCGGGCGGCGGCGACGGCCGGCGGCGGGCGCUUCUCGUUGGGUCUCUCGGGAGGGAGCUUAGUGGGGAUCCUCGCCCGGGACUUACCCGCCGUCGCCUCCCAAGGCCCCGCCGCGCCGGCCAGUUGGCUGGUGGCUUUCUGCGACGAGCGGCUGGUGCCGCCCGAGCACCCGGAGAGCACCGCCGGGGCCUACAAGGCCCAGCUGCUGCCGCGGCUGCCCGGCCCCGGGCCGCGGGUGCUGGCCCUCACCCCCGGGCUGCCCCCCGCCGCCGCCGCCGAUGACUACACCGCGCAGCUCCGCCAGGCUUUCCCGGGCGAGGACGUGCCCGUUUUCGACUUGCUGGUGCUGGGGGUCGGGCCGGACGGACACACUUGCUCCCUCUUCCCCGGCCACCCCCUGCUCCAGGAGAAAGAGAAAAUAGUUGCUGCUAUUACCGACUCUCCGAAGCCGCCGCCGGAGCGAAUAACGUUAACCCUGCCCGUGCUGAACGCGGCGCGGAUGGUUGUGUUCGUGGCGACGGGGGAAGGCAAAGCUGCCGUUUUAAAGCGCGUUUUGGAAGGCGACGAGGAAAACCCCCUUCCCGCCGCUCGCGUCCGGCCCCGCUCCGGGCAGCUGCGCUGGUUCCUGGACGCGUCGGCGGCCAAGGAGCUGACCGUCCCCGUCGAGAAACAUUCCGUCUUGUAGAGCCGACUGCCGGCCAGGCUCGGCUGACGGUAACCGCAGCACCGGCUGCGUGACAUUCCAGGUGAAGAACACCACGUUUGAUCGUAGCGCUCGGUUGUGGCACAAAACACGGGUUUUUGUAUUUUUUUCCCUUUUUCUGGACCAAACGGUGCUUUGCCGAGCACGAAUUUCCACGUAAUAAUUCCUUCGGUUCGGCGGGGGCCGGGCGCCAGGUUGGAAUCGCGCCCAGUGACGGCGUUCGCGCGGUUCGUUUCGGUCGUUGUGACGUGAAAGGGGUGCGCGAUAUUAAACGGACGGAUUUCGGCU